Lutra lutra (Eurasian river otter) is the source of this 2608-nucleotide messenger RNA. RefSeq names its product solute carrier family 25 member 45 (gene SLC25A45). The transcript has 6 exons. Gene Ontology annotation, molecular function: transmembrane transporter activity. The record is from RefSeq and is a predicted model, not a curated record. Bases 734 to 1426 code for a protein of 230 amino acids. Gene Ontology annotation, cellular component: mitochondrion. Lineage: Eukaryota; Metazoa; Chordata; Mammalia; Carnivora; Mustelidae. Gene Ontology annotation, biological process: transmembrane transport.
UUUCUUCCUUCUGCUACGUUCCCCCCUAGCGGUCCGUCACUGCCAGGGGACAUAGAAGGAACAGAGACCAAAGUCUUGGUGGCUUUGGAGCCCGGGGACCAGCUCCCAGAGCCUCCUGGCAGCUGCCUUGGGGGCGCGGGGAGGGAGGUGCGGGUCUCUAAGCUACGAGGCGCUCACCUCCAGGGCCGUGGUGAGCCCUCUCCCAGACACACCUGCAGACCUUCACCGAGAACCCCACUCUCUAGGCCCACCCUGUGGGGCUCAGAAAGGAAUUUCACCUUUCACCCCAGCAGCUGUCCUGCCUUCCCCUCUGGGCCUCUGCCCUAGUUUCCGACGCCGAGGCCAGCUGUGUCGAGGGCCCAGCCCAGCUUCUGGGUAUCCCUCAGCAGAAAGAGAGGGACAUUCCGAACCUGCCUCUGGGGGCUGUGACCUCGCCCAAGAAUCCAGGGCCAGCAUCUGCUCUGGGGGGCAAGAUCGGAACGUGGGGAGGUGGCCUGGGGGCUGGGCUCUCCUCCCCGGGGGGGGCAGCAAGAUGCCGUAGGGCCCCCAGCUCCGUACUGAGGGUCUGGACCAAGACCCUGUACUCCACAGCAGGCGAGCUCUGGGCUUGGUCCUGGGAUACCCUUUUGACACGGUAAAGGUGCGGCUGCAGACCCAGACCACAUACCGGGGCAUCUUCGACUGCUUGGUUAAGACUUACCGCCAUGAGUCGCUUCUGGGCUUUUUCAAGGGAAUGAGCUUCCCCAUUGCGAGCAUAGCCGUGGUCAACUCCGUGCUGUUCGGGGUCUACAGCAACACGCUGCUGACGCUCACAGCGACUUCCCACCAGGAGCGGCGGGCCCAGCCUCCCAGCUACGCGCAUGUCUUCCUAGCUGGCUGCACGGGAGGUUUCGUGCAGGUCUACUGCUUGGCCCCUUUUGACCUCAUCAAAGUCCGGCUACAAAACCAGACAGAGCCGAGAGCGCGGCCGGGCAGCCCCCCGCCCCGGUACCGGGGACCCGUGCACUGCGCAGUCUCCAUCUGCCAGGAGGAGGGGCCCCGGGGCCUCUUCCGGGGAGCCUGGGCCCUUAUGCUGAGGGACACCCCGACGCUGGGCAUCUAUUUCGUCACCUACGAGUGGCUCUGCCGCCAGUCCACGCCAGAAGGACAGAACCCCAGCUCAGCCUCGGUGUUGGUGGCAGGGGGCUUCGCAGGCAUCGUCUCCUGGGCGGUGGCCACCCCCUUGGACGUGAUCAAGUCCCGGAUGCAGAUGGCGGGGCUGAAGCACAGGGUGUACCGGGGGGUGCUGGACUGCAUGGCGAGCAGUGUCCGGCAGGAAGGCCUGGGGGUCUUCUUCCGGGGGCUGACGAUCAACAGCGCCCGCGCCUUUCCUGUCAACGCCGUCACCUUCCUCAGCUACGAGUACCUCCUGCGCUGGUGGGGCUGAGCGUGGCCACGUAGUGUCCCCAGCUCCCCAGCCAGACCCCCGCCCCACCGCCCAGAUGCGAGGUCACGGGGAGCGCACCUGUUUGCUUCUCCAAUUGGAGAGACCGGGCCUUUCCUGAUGGGCAGGCAGGGGCAGAGGGCCGGGCCUCUGGCUCCUGCACUCCGGAACCCAGGGCAGGCUUCAGGCUCCCAGCACCACUUGCCUUGGCUCCCGUGCUCCCCAGGGCUGUGAAACACACUCAGUGGCCCCUGGUGCCUGUGACAUUUGGCCUGACCUGUGACUUCACCCCUCAGAGAGCUCUCAGAGCCGGCUCUCCUGGGCGCUAACGAUCCCCUGGAUUCCAGCACCGCAUCCUCACCCAUCCCCCUCCUGCUCCCCCAAACUGGAGAGCAGCCUUCUCUCCCCUGCUGGUCCAGAAUCCUUCAGUGGCUCCCUUGGCCAGUGGGGAAAAGCCCCACCUCCCCCACCUCUUGGGCCCUCUCCUCUCUGGGGCUUGGGUGGCCCUUGAUCCCUCCGGGCCAGCAGAGGGCAGCGCUCCCCUUGGCUAAGCCUGCUCCUUGGCCCAGGCAGAGCACUGUCUGCCAGAGUCCUUCCUGACAAGCAAGGGAGUUCCCCCUUGCUCCCCACUGGCUGUGGGGUUUUCAUACCACCCCCAACACCCUCCUUUAUUCCCCAACCCUCGCCCUGCCCCCGAUCCCUCCCACAUCCCACCACAUGCCCCUAUCACAGGCCCCGGUUUCUGAUUCGCUCCUCAACCUGGCCCCAUGACACAGGGAGCUCCUUGAGAUCAGGGGUCAGACUUCUGUUCCCCCACUCCGGCCAUGACACCUGCUUCCUUUGUCCUGUCCCCCCAUCUUAGGUUUUGCCUGCCUGGCCCCUCUCAGAGUGGUCCCAGAAGUCAGGGGCCACUCCUCCCCGGGGUGUCUCCUGUCCCACCCUCAUUGAUGGCACUUGUGUUCUUUACUUGUCUCAAUUGCUAAGUGGCAAUGACAAGAAGGUUUGCUUGAUUGGCAAUAAAGCUGAGCAGAGUUUGUACCUACUAAUGUCUCUAUCUGGUCUGAGAUCCACCUGGGCCCACCUUAUGGUGACCUGAAUGCCCAGAAUUCUUGCCAUUUACUGGGGGCUCCCUCUCAAAACCAUCACAAUAGGGGCACCUGGCCGGCUUUUUCAGUGGAACGUGAG